Closterium sp. NIES-65 is the source of this 2088-nucleotide messenger RNA. The record is from the annotation of a GenBank genome assembly. Lineage: Eukaryota; Viridiplantae; Streptophyta; Zygnematophyceae; Desmidiales; Closteriaceae.
AUGGAUGGGUGGAUGGAGAGGAGUGAGGCUGACGCUGAGGUGAUGAUUCUGCAGGCUGUGCUGGAAGGGGUGGGUGACGGUGUUGAGCUUGGCAGAGUGGUGGCGGAGUCUGGAGAAGAGGAGGUGGGGAAGCGUGGAGAAGAGGAGGUGGGGGAGCGUGGAGAAGAGGAGGUGGGGGAGCGUGGAGAAGAGGAGGUGGGGGAGCGUGGAGAGGAGGAGGUGAGGGGGCGUGGAGCGGAGGAAGGGGGGGAGCGUGGAGAGGACGUGAGGACGGGGUGCGGAAACGAGGUGGUGUGGGGGUGUGGAGAGGAGGUGGUGUGGGGGUGUGGAGAGGAGGUGGAGGUGUGGUAUGAAGCAGAGGCGGAGGUGGGGUGUGGAGAGGAGGAGGUGGGGGAUCGUGGAGAGGAGGUGGUGGGGGAUCGUGGAGAGGAGGAGGUGGGGGAUCGUGGAGAGGAGGUGGUGGGGGAUCGUGGAGAGGAGGUGGUGGGGGAUCGUGGAGAGGAGGUGGUGGGGGAUCGUGGAGAGGAGGUGGUGGGGGAUCGUGGAGAGGAGGUGGUGGGGGAUCGUGGAGAGGAGGUGGUGGGGGAUCGUGGAGAGGAGGUGGUGGGGGAUCAUGGAGAGGAGGAGGUGGGGGAUCGUGGAGAGGAGGUGGUGGGGGAUCGUGGAGAGGAGGUGGUGGGGGAUCGUAGAGAGGAGGUGGUGGUGGGCACCCCUGCACGUGCUUAUGCUGCUGCACCUGCUGCCACUGCUGUUUGUGGUUGGGCAGGCACGUUUGCAGGAGCAUCAGCAAAAGUAACGAUACUGCUGGAACUGCCUGAGGAGGCAGUUUUGAGCACCCCUGCACGUGUUGCUGCUGCGCCUGCUGCUGCUACUGGAGGUGGUUGGGAUGUGGCAGGCACGUCUGCAGGAGCAUCAGCAGGAGCAUUAGCAAGAGCAUCAGCAGGAGCAUCAACAGGAGCAUCGGCAGGAGCAUCAGCAGGAGCAUCAGCAGGAGGAGCGAUCCUGCUGGAGUUGCCUGAGGAGGAGGCAGUUGUUGUGAGCACGCCUGCACGUGCUGCUGCUGCUGCUACUGGAGGUGGUUGGGAUGUGGGAUGCACGCCUGCAGGAGCAUCAGCAGGAGUGCCAGUGGUAGACCUGACCUUGGAGGCGACUCCAGGGCCAGCAGCAGCAUCACCAGGAGUGAUAGUGCUAGAGCUGACUGAAGAGGAGGCGCGGAUGUGGAACCAGCAGCAGGUGAAGAACGUGGGUUUACUGUGGCCCAAAAGCUGGGUUCUUUGCGAGUCUAAAAGUCUCUCCCAUGCUCUCUCCCUUGCUCUCUCCCUUCCUCUCUCCCUUGCUUUCGCCCAUGUUCUCUCCUCUGCUCUCUCCCUUGCUCUCUUCCGUGCUCUCCCCCAUGCCUUUUCCCAUGCUCUCUCCUCCUGCUACCAUCAGAAGCAUAAGAGGCAACGCAAGACUCGUCAGCGCACUCACGAGAAUGACAUCUGGGACCGGCCCGACCCAUCUGCCCCCCCCUCCUUCCCCUUUAUAAUCAUAAUACUGGAGUGUUGUUUCUUCUUUCCUUAUUUACUUGCUACAUCACACUUUCUACCCACACCUCCUGCCUUCUCCACCAUUCCUUAUUUCAUCCGCUCUCCUCUCCACUGUCACCCCUCUAAACCUCUCGUUUAUGAGGAGAUGGAGCGAUUGCAGGUGGACCUGGCAGUGCAGACAAGCGUGGUCGACCUGAGAGAGCAGGAGGAGCUGGCGCGUGCACAUAUGAUUAUGCAGCUCCACGUGAGAAAUGAGCUGCGAAUUCUCAUCAGUCGUGUUCAACACCUGGCGGGCACGCAGCAGGAGGUGGAGAACAAAGACGGCAGGCUGCAGCGGCUGGUGGGGCAGCACAGGGUGAUGGAGCACUUUCGAUUGUCCUAUAAGUCAAAGGGUAAACAACGCAUGGAAGACCAGGCUCUCUUAGCCGACGUGGGCUGUUCCCAUGCAGCUCUCCACGAGCAGCCGCAGCUGCAACAGCAGGAGCAGGAGCAGCUGGAGCAGCAGCAGGAGCAGGAGAAGCAGCAGGAGCAGGAGCAGCAGCUGCAGCAGCCGCAGUAG